CAUGAUUGCCGAUUUUUGUUUCUUAAUCUUUGUUUUACAGGUGUUUGUAACUUAUGUAAUGGAGGUGUGAAGUUCGUGCGUGAUAAUGAUCGAAAUAGGAGAAUAAGGUUUGAAGCUCUCCAGAGUGAAGCAGGGAAGAAACUGCUAAGAAGGUCCGGAAGAGCUCCGGAUGAUAUUUCAAGUGUUGUUCUUGUUGAACAGGAUAGAUCCUUCAUCAAGUCAGAAGCUGUUGUGAAGAUAAUGGAAUACAUAGACUUACCCUUCCCCCAGCUAGCAUUCUUUCUACAGUUUGUACCUCUUUUCAUACGGGAUUUUCUAUAUGACAAUGUUGCAAACAACCGUUACACAAUUUUUGGUCGCUCAGACGCAUGUGAGCUAUAGGCAAUAGAAUACUUAAUUUUCCUACUAAAGGUAUGUAUAUUGGCAAGUGCGGAUCUGAUGAAUUUUGAUUUUGUAAGCUAAGUUUUGCUUUCAUUAAAUAGAAUAAAAUUUCCUUCA
This is a messenger RNA of Prunus dulcis (almond), 498 nucleotides long. Its product is annotated as DCC family protein At1g52590, chloroplastic. Lineage: Eukaryota; Viridiplantae; Streptophyta; Magnoliopsida; Rosales; Rosaceae. The transcript is spliced from 4 exons. The annotation marks the transcript as partial. Gene Ontology annotation, molecular function: protein-disulfide reductase activity. The record is from RefSeq and is a predicted model, not a curated record.